GACGUCUUUUUUUAUUCCGAGCCACGUUUAAAGAAAGAGGUAUUUUUAACAAGACAACACAGUUAACGUGCGAGGUUUGCGUGUGUCGUAAGAAUCUCGAGGGAGAGUCCAAAGUUGGACCUUCUUUCAUCUGUUAAACAGGCUAGUAUUUUCAUCAACACUACAUAGAGGGGCUUGCAAUAUCUCACAACUUUUUCCCGUGGCUCCCUUUUCGACUUGUUGGACUGGAUAUUAUUUACUUUGGGACUAGUUUCGUGAAUCGGAUCCGGCGGGGCUCUCUCUAGACACUCUUUACUCUCUCUUGAGGCUCAUUUGGAAACGUGCCUCACAUAACGAAAUCACUCAUAUUCGCUAUAGAGGAACGGGCUUUAGCGUUUGUUGAGGGAAUUAAAAUUUUCCACCCGAGAUCAGUUGGAAACUAUAAAAGACAAACUGUUCGAGGACGAUUUUCUAGGACUUCAGAGUCUUCUCCUUAUUGUAAUCGAAGUAUACCAGCGAGGAUACGAAGGCAUAAGAGCUAUGCCUCAAAAAGGGAUAUUUUAAUAGAGUGAAGCAGAUGAGAGUCUAAAAAUUGUUUUAAGCGGACAGUCAACUCUGUUUCCAGAAUACUACAACCGUGCCACGUGGGAGUCUGGCGUCGCGUCCAUGAUGCAAAACAAGGUGUAUGACAUCUGUAACGAAGGUCACAGUGGAGUGAACCAGCUCGGCGGUGUGUUCGUCAACGGCAGACCGCUGCCAGACUCCACGAGACAGAAAAUAGUUGAACUCGCUCACAGUGGCGCGCGGCCGUGUGACAUAUCCCGGAUUCUGCAGACCCAUGCUGAUGCAAAAGUCCAAGUGCUGGACAAUGAAAACGUGUCGAACGGCUGCGUGAGUAAAAUCUUGGGUAGAUACUAUGAAACGGGCUCCAUCAGACCCAGGGCGAUCGGAGGAAGUAAACCACGAGUAGCGACUCCCGAGGUGGUCGGCAAAAUUGCCCAGUACAAGAGGGAGUGUCCGUCAAUCUUCGCGUGGGAAAUCCGAGACAGGCUUCUAUCAGACGGGGUCUGCACAAACGAUAAUAUACCCAGUGUGUCAUCGAUAAACAGAGUACUGCGCAACCUGGCUAGCGAAAAGCAACAGAUGGGCGCAGAUGGCAUGUAUGAAAAGCUGAGGAUGCUGAACGGUCAGACCGGCACGUGGGGGACCCGGCCGGGAUGGUACCCCGGUACCUCAGUGCCAGGGCAGCCCAAUCAAGAUGGCUGCCAGCAAUCAGACGGAGGCGCUGAGAACACAAACUCAAUAAGCUCCAAUGGAGAGGAUUCCGAUGAGACCCAAAUGAGGCUUCAGCUAAAAAGGAAACUGCAAAGAAACCGCACAUCUUUCACCCAAGAACAAAUAGAAGCACUUGAAAAAGAGUUCGAGAGAACGCACUAUCCUGACGUUUUUGCAAGAGAGAGACUUGCUGCGAAAAUAGAUUUACCAGAAGCAAGAAUACAGGUGUGGUUCUCGAACAGGAGAGCAAAAUGGAGGAGAGAGGAGAAGUUAAGAAAUCAAAGAAGACAAGCCAGUAACUCUUCGAGUCACAUACCCAUCAGUAGCAGCUUCAGCACUAGCGUUUAUCAGCCAAUCCCUCAGCCCACCACGCCAGUAUCCUUCACAUCAGGAGCUAUGUUGGGAAGAUCGGACACAGCCCUCACGAACACAUACAGCGCCCUGCCACCGAUGCCAAGCUUCACCAUGGCCAACAACCUUCCUAUGCAACCCAGCCAGACAUCAUCCUACUCCUGCAUGCUGCCCACUAGUCCUUCAGUGAAUGGGCGGAGCUAUGACACAUACACCCCCCCACACAUGCAGGCACAUAUGAACAGCCAAUCAAUGGCCACCUCAGGCACAACCUCAACAGGUCUAAUCUCGCCUGGAGUGUCUGUACCAGUCCAAGUGCCAGGCAGUGAACCAGACAUGUCCCAGUACUGGCCCAGACUACAGUGAGAACAAGACACACGAGAACAAAAAAAAAAAAAAGAGAGAGAGAGAAGGAAAACAGAGGAGAGGAAAA
Molecule: messenger RNA, 2038 nt
Organism: Carassius auratus (goldfish)
Lineage: Eukaryota; Metazoa; Chordata; Actinopteri; Cypriniformes; Cyprinidae
Product: paired box protein Pax-6
Exons: 15
Coding region: 646-1971 (441 amino acids)
Biological process (GO): anatomical structure development; regulation of transcription by RNA polymerase II
Molecular function (GO): DNA-binding transcription factor activity, RNA polymerase II-specific; RNA polymerase II cis-regulatory region sequence-specific DNA binding
Source: RefSeq, a predicted model, not a curated record